Molecule: messenger RNA, 756 nt
Organism: Acanthoscelides obtectus
Lineage: Eukaryota; Metazoa; Arthropoda; Insecta; Coleoptera; Chrysomelidae
Source: the annotation of a GenBank genome assembly
GGGGACAAUUGCCCAUCACAUUUGCGGUAUUUUAAUAGAAUUGCACCUGUACGCCGUUCGCUAUUCAACGCCUGCACCUCACCAGAAAAUGUCCCUACACGUCGUCGUGGUCUUGGUGGUAGCUGUGGCCACUUUGCACUUGGUGGCUGCCAGGCCGGCUGAUGCAGAUGCUCAAGCGCAGAUCAUUAAGUACGAUAACGAUAUUCGGAUCGAUGGAUACGAUUUUGCGUAAAUCCUACCAAAAGAAGAAGGUUGAUAUGUCGUACUAUGGCACGUUGAUGAGCGAUAAUGAUUUUAAUGUACAGAAACGGUUAACCUUGAGGUCCGGCAGCCCACCAUUAUGAAAGAAAGACUAUAGAGUUACAAGAUGAAACCAGUAACGGCAUCAAACGCACGGAGUCCGGAGUGGUAAAAGGAGGCGCGAAACCCGAGGAAGCAGCCAUAAACGUCAACGGAGACUUUUCGUACGCCCUCUUGGAUGGCACGCCUUUCAGCGUGACCUUCGUUGCUAGCGAAGAUGGUUACAGGCCAGUAGUUACCAUUGGCCAAGCCAGAUCUGGAUAAGAUUUGUCUGUUAAUUGAUGUUUUUAAUUGUGCUCACCGAUUUUUGUAUGAAUAAAGUUGAGAACGUUGUACAUUCUAUUUUGCUUUGGGAUAUAAAGAAUAACCAUUCACGCCUUAUUUCAUACGGUGAUAAUUUGUAAUGACCACUAGGCCAGAAGAAAGGCGCAACACAGUACGAAAAUACUUUCUUCA